UAAGCCUGUGAAGUUUUCUGUUAGCAUUUCACGCUUCGCCCUUCGUGGAUUAUUCUGGUAUUGUUUGGGGCUGUAAAAAGUGUUGUAUAUAAACCUCCUGCAUUAGGGCUUAGUGUUAAGUCAGUCUCCAUUUGGAAAAGUAAGAUGUUGCGGAGGCUUCUUGUGGUGCUGCUUGUAAGCUGCCUGGCCGCUUCCUCGCAGUUUGACAGAUAUAAGAUAUAUGACAUUAAACCAAAAAGUGUAUCGGAUGCUGACUUCCUGCAUCAAAUCUCCGUUCAAAAUGGAUAUGACGAACUACACAUUUCUCGUGUCCUGGACAAGCCAGCUAAAAUCAUGGUCGCUCCUGAACAACAAAAGGAAUUUGAAAGACUUCUAAACGAGCGUGGAAUGAAGUUCGAGAUAACCAUUGACGACGUUUCCAAACACUUUGGACAGAAUAACCGAAGUAGACAGGCUCCCCUUCCACGGUCGGGACGCAUAAGUUUUGAUAGGUACUACCGCCAUGAUGCCAUUAACAGCUACCUUCAGGAAGUUGCUGCAAAAUAUCCAAAAUAUGCCAAAGUUGAAACUGUCGGGAAAUCAUAUGAGGGUCGUGAGAUGAAAACCAUUCACAUUAGUAAUGGAGAUGGUAACUCAAACAAGAAAGUAAUUUUCGUAGACGCUGGUAUUCACGCUCGAGAAUGGGUCGCUCCAGCAGCCGCUUUGUAUAUUAUUGACCAAUUGCUCGAAAAUAUGGACGAAAAUAAAAACCUUCUGACCAACUUCGAUUGGCUCAUUCUUCCUUCGGUCAAUCCUGAUGGAUAUGAUUACACCUCUACGCACACUCGGAUGUGGAGGAAAACUCGCUCAAAGGGUCUGCUAUGCUACGGUGCUGAUGCUAACAGGAACUUUGGCUUCCACUGGGGAGUUGUAGGAGCAUCUAAUUCUGGAUGUGAUGAUACAUAUCGGGGACGUUCAGCUUUCUCAGAAAUAGAAUCACAAGUCGUUCGGGAUAUUAUGCUUAGCUUGAAGGGACGUGGAAAAUUCUACCUCACCCUGCAUUCAUACGGCAAUUAUAUCCUUUACCCAUGGGGCUGGACCAGUGAUCUGCCCGAUACUUGGAGGGAUCUGGAUGAAGUAGCUUCUGCAGGUGCCAGCGCCAUCCAAGCAGCUACAGGUGGCAAGUAUACCUAUGGAUCUUCAACUAAUACCCUUUAUCCGGCAGCUGGUGGUAGUGAUGACUACGCUUUUGCUGAGGCUGAUUUUCCUAUCUCUUUCACAAUGGAACUACCCGGUGGAGGCAGUGCCGGAUUUGAUCUUCCAGAAAGUCAAAUAAAUGCGGCUGUAUCAGAAGCUUGGAUUGGAAUCAAAGCCAUGGCACUAAAAGUAAAUGACAAAUAUGCGUAGAUAUGCAUAAUUGAUAUAGUUUUCUUAGAGAAAACGUCUUACUCUGAAGAGUUGAUAAGAAUAAUAAAAAUGACUCAAAUUCAAAAUAUCUAAA
Molecule: messenger RNA, 1480 nt
Organism: Hermetia illucens (black soldier fly)
Lineage: Eukaryota; Metazoa; Arthropoda; Insecta; Diptera; Stratiomyidae
Product: carboxypeptidase B-like
Exons: 3
Coding region: 145-1386 (413 amino acids)
Biological process (GO): proteolysis
Molecular function (GO): metallocarboxypeptidase activity; zinc ion binding
Source: RefSeq, a predicted model, not a curated record